This is a messenger RNA of Heteronotia binoei (common prickly gecko), 3899 nucleotides long. RefSeq names its product SRSF protein kinase 2 (gene SRPK2). Lineage: Eukaryota; Metazoa; Chordata; Lepidosauria; Squamata; Gekkonidae. The coding region runs from base 234 to 2489 and encodes 751 amino acids. The transcript has 17 exons. The record is from RefSeq and is a predicted model, not a curated record. Gene Ontology annotation, biological process: regulation of mRNA processing; spliceosomal complex assembly; protein phosphorylation. Gene Ontology annotation, molecular function: protein kinase activity; ATP binding.
AACAGUCAUGUGCAUAGUUUAGCAAGGCCUGAUGCCUCUGGAGCUUUUUCUGUUAUAGCACCAUUGAAUCUGCCUCUGCAGAAGUACAGUGAAUCUGUGGCUUCAUUUGGAACAAAGGAGAUUAGGGGGGGUGGAUCUCUCUCUAAUAAGGCAUUGGAAAGCAAGGGCAGGCAGUCUUUGGUUGUGAAUAUAUUCUGAUUUUUCCAGAAAUCAAGCAGAAGAUUGAGCUGCUGAUGUCAGUUAACUCUGAGAAGUCGUCCUCUUCAGAAAGGCCAGAGCCUCACCAAAAAGUUCCCUCAACACCACCACCUCCUCCACCACCACCACCUCCACCUUUGCCAGAGCCAUCACCACCAGAACCUGAAGAGGAAAUUUUGGGAUCAGAUGAUGAAGAGCAAGAAGAUCCUGCAGAUUAUUGCAAAGGUGGCUAUCAUCCGGUAAAAAUUGGAGAUCUUUUCAAUGGCCGGUAUCACGUUAUCAGAAAGUUAGGAUGGGGACACUUCUCUACAGUCUGGCUAUGCUGGGAUAUGCAGGGGAAAAGAUUUGUUGCAAUGAAAGUUGUAAAAAGUGCUCAGCAUUAUACAGAGACAGCCUUGGAUGAAAUAAAGUUGCUUAAAUGUGUUCGUGAAAGUGACCCAAAUGAUCCAAAUAAAGAUAUGGUUGUUCAGUUAAUUGAUGACUUCAAAAUUUCUGGCAUGAAUGGUAUACAUGUUUGUAUGGUUUUUGAAGUACUUGGACAUCAUCUUCUAAAAUGGAUAAUCAAGUCCAACUACCAGGGUCUUCCUAUCCACUGUGUAAAAAGUAUAAUCAGACAGGUGUUGCAAGGCUUAGACUAUCUCCACAGCAAGUGCAAGAUCAUCCAUACAGACAUCAAACCAGAAAACAUUUUGAUGUGUGUGGAUGACACCUAUGUGCGCCGCAUGGCCGCAGAAGCUACCGAGUGGCAGAAGGCUGGUGCUCCUCCUCCUUCCGGCUCAGCAGGAUGUUGGGCAGCAGCUGGGGGUCUCAGGACACCAGAAGAGCCCAUCACUGGCUGGGCCCAUUGCCGAUUUCUGACCUGCCACUCUGCAUCCAUCAGUGUGAGUACUGCUCCGCAACAAAAGCCUGUUGGAAAGAUAUCUAAAAACAAAAAGAAGAAACUGAAAAAAAAGCAAAAGAGGCAGGCAGAGCUACUAGAAAAGCGUUUGCAGGAAAUAGAGGAAUUGGAACGAGAAGCAGAAAGAAAGAAAAAAGAAGAAUAUGUAACCUCUACUGUUCCAUCCAAUGAUCAAGAAGAUGAAUACCAUCCAGAAGUCAAAUUAAAAAUGGUUGAAUUAGAGGAAGUGGCAGAUGAAGAACCUGGGAAUGAGGAUGGUGAAACAGAAGAUCAGGAUGAAAAAGAAGACACAGAAAAAGAAAACGCAGAAAAAGAUGAUGUUGAACAGGAAUUUCUCCACUUGGAACCUGCAGAUACCACUUGGAUAGAAUCCCCGAAAACAAAUGGCCACAUUAUAAAUGGUCCUUUCUUGCUAGAAGAACAACUUGAAGAUGAAGAUGAAGAAGAGGAAGAAUGCCCAAAUGCUGAGCAAUAUAAUCUUGAUGAACCAAAUGUGAAAAGUGAUUACAGUUAUAGUAGCUCCUACGAACAAUUUAAUGGUGAAUUGCCGAAUGGACAUCAUAAAAUCCCAGAGUCCCAAUUUUCUGAAUUCUCAGCUUCAGUGUUUUCUGGAGUUUUAGAUUCUGUGGCUUGUGGUUCAGCUGUUUCUGAAGAGUCAACUGGAACUGGAAGAGAAGAAACUACUCCAUCCCAUGAUAGAAGCAGGACAGUUUCAGCAUCUAGUACUGGAGAUUUGCCAAAAACAAAAACCCGUGCUGCUGAUUUACUGGUGAAUCCCCUGGAUCCAAGGAAUGCAGAGAAAAUCAGAGUUAAAAUUGCUGACCUUGGGAAUGCUUGCUGGGUGCAUAAACACUUCACAGAGGACAUCCAGACACGGCAGUAUAGAUCCAUAGAGGUUUUAAUAGGAGCUGGUUACAGUACACCUGCUGAUAUCUGGAGCACAGCCUGCAUGGCAUUUGAACUUGCAACUGGUGAUUACCUCUUUGAACCACAUUCUGGAGAAGACUAUUCCAGAGAUGAGGACCAUAUAGCACACAUCAUAGAGCUGCUAGGCAAUAUCCCAAGGCACUUUGCUCUCUCUGGAAAAUAUUCUCGGGAAUUCUUCAAUCGCAGAGAUCACAUAGCAUUGAUCAUUGAGCUGCUGGGGAAAAUCCCUCGAAAAUACACUAUGUUGGGGAAAUAUUCCAAGGAAUUUUUCACCAGAAAAGGAGAACUUCGACACAUUAUGAAGCUGAAACCUUGGAGCCUCUUUGAUGUCCUUGUGGAGAAGUAUGGUUGGCCUCAAGAAGAUGCAGCAGAGUUUACAGAUUUCCUGAUCCCUAUGCUAGAAAUGGUUCCGGAGAAGCGGGCCUCAGCAGGCGAAUGCCUCAGGCACCCUUGGCUGAAUUCUUAGCAGAAUCUCCCACUCUCAUCCUGGGCCAGCACCCAUGUCCCUACACAUCAGACCCUAAACGGUGACUGUCAUAAGUGCUCUUUAACAGGAUCAUAAAUGAGCUGGCUUCAACCCCAGACCUUUAUUUUGCUUUGAGGUACUGUUUGACAUUUUGCUUUUUGUGCACUGUGUUUUUGGGAGGGGUGGUCUUUUUGUCUUCAGCUGGUAGUUUUAUUGACUCUCUGCAGAAAACACUUACUAAUAUGUCUUUAAGCAUUGUUUCUUGUGUUGUGUGGCAUUCAGACAUCCACUUUUUGAACAAAAACACCCUUUAUUCUCCUCUCGUGUUUUGGCAGGUUUUGUAACUAUUUAUGAAAAAUAUUUUAGCUGAGUAUUAUAUAAUUUACAAGCGUGAGGCAUUACCAAGUCAGAUUUGGGGGGAAAAAAUGUACAAUUCUAUCUUCUGGCAAAGGGACAAUUUUCUUGUAAAAUAUUGUAUGUAAAUGCACCCUGUAAAUGUUUACUUCCAUUAAAAAUGGGAUGGGGGAGGGGGACACACACCUGAAGUGUAGAGUAAUGAUACCAAAUCCUGAGAACUGCAGCAUCCGAACUGCAUGCAGCAGAUAUGAAGCUGCUGCCGGGAACAAUGCCGCGAUCUCCUUCUGUAGCAGUGCCCAGACUGGAUUUGAAAGCAAGUUGCUCCUAUUUGUUUCAUUCUCCACAGAAGCGUAAAGGAAGGAGAACUCAUUUCAGUGCUGCUGUGGAAGGUCUGCCUGUUUCAAGUGCUUUUAAGGAGAAAUUGGAUCACUUGCUCUGCACUGAAUUGGGAUGGGGGGGCUUGGUAGUAUUGCUUUUUGAUAAAGGAAGGUUAAUGCAUUAGUCUUAAUAAUUGGGAAGAUUUGAAGAAGGAUUCUUUGGGACAUACUCUUUAACCUUUCAAGAAAGAAAAAAGAUGUUACCACUUUAGGAAGAAAAAAGGAAGAACAGGGUGGAUUCUAAAUUUAUAGUACAAAAAAAUCAUGCUCCUUCCACAUAUAGCUUUACGUGUUUCUAAAACAAAUUGCACUAGCUUAUUUUUCCCAUGAAUUGACAUAUUAAGGAACAAAUCUUCCUUUGUAAAUUGCACACAAAAUUUUAAGUGUUUUCCUAGAAAAAAACGAAGUAGAUUCCAAAAGAGGACUCAUAGGCAAUACAGAUUUUAGAAUGUAAAAUAUGGAGGUAUAUUUUAGCCUCUUUUAGAAGUCAGUGGGUUGAAUGUAAUUUUUUCCUGGUUUUACACAUUAGUUAUGGUGCCACUUUUUCUUGGCUUUGUCCAUUCUAAAUUUAUUAAAAUGCUUUUGCAAUAACUAGAUCGUGAGAUGGUACCCCGUGUUGUAACAAUAACCUAUUGUUUGAGGUGCUUGCAGUUGUCUAAUUAAAGUGUUUUUUUUU